This is a messenger RNA of Corythoichthys intestinalis (scribbled pipefish), 2013 nucleotides long. RefSeq lists its product as uncharacterized. Gene Ontology annotation, cellular component: nucleus. NCBI's taxonomy places the organism in Eukaryota, Metazoa, Chordata, Actinopteri, Syngnathiformes, Syngnathidae. The coding region runs from base 75 to 1478 and encodes 467 amino acids. Gene Ontology annotation, molecular function: RNA polymerase II cis-regulatory region sequence-specific DNA binding; DNA-binding transcription factor activity, RNA polymerase II-specific. Gene Ontology annotation, biological process: regulation of transcription by RNA polymerase II. The transcript is spliced from 5 exons. The record is from RefSeq and is a predicted model, not a curated record.
CUUCAGUUUUUAAAGGAGCUUCUAUCCUCCAUCCUUCAAAGGGUUCUUCCUAAAUACAGCAGGUGGAAAUCAGCAUGAAUUUGAGUAUGUGGUGCAAAGACAUGUAUCCCAGCACCUCCGUGGAUGAACACACCCCUGAGCAUCUUCUUCCUUUUGAGCGCAAAUCACAAGAAUCCUUCUUGAAUAAGGGUAGCGAGAUGAAUAGAACGCUACUUGGGAGUCAUUACAAUAAUAGCGGUGAAUUGCAACCAUCUGCUGUCAAACGGAGAGGCCAUCAAGCGAAGCGAGCCCGAGUGGAGAACAUCAUCAGCUGCAUGACCGGCUCGCCUGGUUGGGAGAUGAAAGAACACCUGGUCCGAAUACCCGAGGUAAACCAGCAGCCGUAUUUCUCCGAAACUCUUCCAGAUGACCCGAUGUGGAAUGGUUCUUCCGACUUGACGCCAAGGGAUCAGGACUCUUACCGGGAGUUUGAAAACAUGGCAAGUGACAGAUACCCUGGAUGCAAGAAGACAAAGUUGACGGGUCUUUCACUCGAACCUAUGGCAGAUGUUUUGAAGUAUGAAUUAUCCAGAGCUGUGAGUAAGAGCGUCGACUCCAUUUUUAAAAAUAUUCCGCUUUUACAGACAUCGCAUAAAGAUCAGAUGGAGUCUUCUCUAAAUAGCCCGACGCAAUCAUUGGGUUCUAAUAACGUACUAAAUGUUCAAACUGAAGCUCUCUCUCUGGUGGUCCAUAGACCUUUAGUAGACCAUUUCAGAACUAAAGUUCAUAGACUAUCUCGUGAUUCGACUCCGUACCGAGACUGGGAAUCUGACAAGACUCCUAAUACCGAAUUGGCGCAAACCAAGUUGGACGCACUAAGGAACUGUGUCAAAGUCAGAUCUGAGGUCAAUUCCAGAUCUUUGAGGGCAACGUCCAGCCACGUAACCACCGUGGAUCCGACAGUUUUGGAAGGUAUACACUUUCCGCGCGUCAAAAUCGAAUCUAGCGGCUUUCUCAAGAGUCAUCUUUACAUCCUAAACGAGGGUCUGACCACCAACCAUCUGAAAAAAGCCAAGCUGAUGUUCUUCUACACCCGCUACCCAAGCUCUCUGGUUCUGAAGACGUGUUUCCGUGACGUGCGGUUGACGCGCUGCAUCGCCUCGCAGCUCAUCAAGUGGUUCAGUAACUUCCGGGAGUUCUACUACAUCCAGAUGGAGAAGUUUGCCCGCCACGCCGUCGCGGAGGGGACGGCCCACACAAGGGCGCUCUCUGUGGGGAGAGAGUCGGAACUUUUCAGAGCCCUAAACGGGCACUACAACAAAGGCGGCGACUUCCAGGUCCCCAAUCGUUUCCUGGAAGUGGCCGAGAUUACACUGCGGGAAUUCUACACUGCCAUUUCCGCCGCCAAGGACCGAGAUCCGUCCUGGAAGAAGGCUAUCUACAAGAUCAUCUCUAAGCUGGAUGCGGACGUUCCAGCUCAAUUCAAGAUUUAUGGAUGAAAAUUUGAGUAUAACGUACAUGUACAUGACCACAACAGAACCAAGAGUUUUUUUUCCAUUUGUGAGCAAUAAUGUUCGUUAAGAAAAUAGUGAAAAACAUGAUACAUCCGGAUGAAUUGCUAAAACUUUCAAUAGAUCUGAAGAAAACACAAAUUUUCCUGGAUAGCUUAUGAACCUAACAUUAGCAAUAUACUGUUGUAGCAAGGCACAUUUACAGAUUCAACAAUUUUGGCUGAUGUCAGAUUUUUUUGUCCGAGAUGUAAUAAAUCUGUCAAAUGUUUUAAUCGAUGAAUUGCGUUAAGAUUUUUGUAACGUUUCCAUCACAUUAUGGCAAAGUAAGCAAUACAAAACAUCACAACAUAAUAAUCGCCAUGAAUGUUGAUCGAUUACAUUUCGAUUAAUCGCUGCACUUCAGUUUGCUAGCAGGUUAGCAUUGCAAAAGACAACCUUUUAAUUGCUUUACCUUGACAAAUUGGGUUUGUUUUUAAUAGAACUUUGGAGAUUUGUUUUCAAUCCAUGACACAAUGACAUUGAU